Wasmannia auropunctata (little fire ant) is the source of this 3605-nucleotide messenger RNA. RefSeq lists its product as uncharacterized. The record is from RefSeq and is a predicted model, not a curated record. NCBI's taxonomy places the organism in Eukaryota, Metazoa, Arthropoda, Insecta, Hymenoptera, Formicidae. The coding region runs from base 395 to 2686 and encodes 763 amino acids. The transcript has 6 exons.
CGGGUGUGUAUGUAACGUGACAUGCGUGUGAAGACGCGGCCAGACGAUCUCAUUUCGUUUCGACAAAACGUCGGUUCCCCUGCAGCUCGUCUUCUCGGCCCUCGUCGCGUUACCGCCGCGACGACGAGCGUCGAUAAGAGCUGUACGGGGUCAAAAUCAUCUUGCGCGCGACACGGUCGGGCGCGCCGCGAGUCGUCGAAGGUGGGUAGUGCCGAGGGUGUCGUGUGGGUGUACGAUCUGUCAUAUCGCGCUGGAGGAGGCAGCUCGGGGAGCAUCUCGCGACGACGGCGUGCCGUUACGGCCGAGAACUGGAUCGCCAGGUCGACUACUCCCCGCCUAACGUCCCCGUUCCGCGGAUGUCGCGCGCGCUUGUGCGAGGAGCCAGGACCUCUUGAUGCGGAUCGAGUCACCCGCCGGGAUGGAGCAGAGGUUGUCGAAUCCGCCGAGACCGCCGCGUCAGACGCCGCCGAGCCACUCGAGGAGGAGCAAGAGACGAUCCGGCAGCCGCAGGAGCAACCUGCUGGACACGAUACAGGACACGUGGUCGCCGAGCGCUUCGCAGAACAGCCAGGACGGCGGCCUGGUGGCUGGUAUGGAGUAUCCCCCCCCGCGGCAGAUGCUCUGGCAGCCGACGGACGUGGCGCAGAGCGUGCCGGGCAACGGGCAACGCCUGUUCACCGCGAUGUCGGACCCGAGCGUAUGCGGCUACUCGCCGAUGCCGAUGACGUACGCCAUGCAGCCGGUCUCGCUGCCGGCGAUGUACAGAAUGUACCAGCCGAUGCCGGUGCCAAACGUCAGAACCGUCCACAGUAGGCAGAGGCAUCACUGUAACAAGCAUCUGGCGAACGUUCGUCAGCAGCACGGCGCCGACAGCGGUGUCGUUAACGGUUACGGGAAUCCGCAGGAGAACGGAGUGCUGGAGUCCGCCGUACAUGUCGCCCUUCAGAACGGCGAUUUCGCCAGCCUACCGCCCACCGCGAACAAAGACAGCGGUGUCAAUGGCGACGAGCUCAACUCGGAGCACAGAAGAUACUCCGAUCCCGGGCUGGGACCCGCCGGGAACUCGGCUCACUCGGACAGCGACGAUUCCGACAGUGUCGGGAGUGGGAGCUCCAUAACGACAAUUAGCCGUAGCAAUAAGCUUGUCCUGUCGCUUAUCGAGCAGAUGACGGAGUUAAAAAAAUGUAACGGCCAACUGUUUAAAGAACUUAGUGAAACCAAGUCGAAUUUGGAGACUGUAAAAUCAAAAUUGGCGCAGAGUAAGCACAGUACUCCUGCGGAUUACCAACCUGGAAUGUUAUCAGAACUUAUACGUGAAAUUAGAGAAGCCAACAGGAGUUGUGAAGAAGGUUUAGUUUUAAAAAUCAAAUCUAUGUUGGAAGAAAGAUGUAAUCAACAAGCAAAAGAAAUCGACGAGUUAAAGAAUCAAUUGGCGAAGCUUAUGAAAGAGAAAGAAGAAAGUGACCAGCGUGUCGCGAAACUGGAGGAGGAAGUGACGACGUUGAAGCUGAGCGCAACCAAUGAAGGCCGCGAGAUCGCAGUCUUCGAGGAGGAGAAUCUGGCGCUGCGACGGGAGCUCCAGGAGGCGCGGGCGUCCAGGACCCUGGCCGAGAACCACGCAGCAAAGUGCGUAAACUUUGCGGUAUCCAGAUCUGUCACGCCUGUAACUUUCGAUACGCCCUGUAUAACCAGCACCCCCGUGCGUACCGCUCUUACCGAUACUCGCUUCCUGCUUUCCGCCAUCCCAUCCGCAUCGCACACAUUCUCCACCUCUUCCGUUCUACGUCCCCGUUCUGCGGAGGUGGCGGCGGCUCUUCAGCUCGUCCCCGAGAAGGCGAAUCAAUGUCAGAGUUUUGCGGCUGAAUCCGUGUCCCCGCGCGAGGGCUCUCCGACGAAGGAGAACGACGCAUGGUCGGAAACGUCUUUGUCCUGUCAAACCGUCGUAACUUGUACGAAUGACGGCGCCGCGAACGCGGUUGGAAUCGGAUCUUUGAACAAAAUGGAAACUAUUUGCGAAAUUCUGUCCGUGUUAGAACUGGACAAUUACUUUGUGCCGUUCGGUCAGAAAGCGCGCGACGUCGACACCGCGAGAAACGACGGGAGAGUAAAGCCGCCGACGAUGACUGAGGAGGAAAAAAAGCGCCUAUUGACUGCUAGCUCAGAGGAACUUACUGAGCUAUUCGCAAUGUACGAAGCGAAAGUGUCGUCGAUAACGGGAAAGGACGGAGCGAAAGAUCUUGGUUGCUUUCAAGUCCUUGAAGAACAGAAGGAUCUGCCGGAUAAAUUGAGCAAAACGGAGCAGUCGGUCAAUCGCUCGGACAGUCACAGUUUCUGGCAAAGAAUGUUUCAUACUCAGCGAGGCAGCUUUAAGAAACCGCGGCGAAAGAAGGGCAAUUUGCGGAGAUUGUUCAGCGAGGGCGACAAGGAUCUGCGCCAGGACACCAAGAUCCCGACCGACACGGCCCCGCCGUGCUCCUCCGAGAGCAAUUGCGACACCGCGAACGAGGACGAGGAGGAUUGCUUUCCCAAUGACGAACGCACGAGUCGAGCCAUCACCGACGUGCCGGACGUCGUUGUGAUCGGUGGUGGCUCCAUCGUCCCGAAAGACCUCUGCUCGACGAGAACCCUGACUUCCAGAAUCCAAACAGCACCUUCACGUGCCACCUACACCACCGCCUAUAUCUAGGUUGCGCGCGUACGCGCGGGGCCCCAAGCAAAAAAGACAAAAAGAAAGCCAUACACCACGCAUACUCGUCGCCAAUAUCCGUCGCGAAAAGGGGGCUUCAAGGGGCUUUUUACUAGAGGCUACUACUAUGUACAUAUCGAAUAUAGCACGUAGGUCUUAUUAUUCACUCGUCAUGCAUGCUUUUUCGUACACGCUCGUCGUAUACUCAUGCCCCCGGCACUUUGGGGGAAUUACGUCAUUCCUGGUAUCCGAAGGAGAUUCGUAAUUUUGAACGUGCACACGUGUACAUUAGCUGAAAGUAUUGCUGUAAGUUAUCUUUAGAGAAAGAAAGUUAGCUUUUUUUAAUUUCAGAAAUUUCGUUUAUGAUGAAUUUUAUGUGUAUAACCGACUCUGAUAUCGACUUCUCCCUUUACAGUGACUAUAACUUGCUAGCAAUAUUAAUUAAACUGUAGAACAAUAUAUAGUAAACUAUUGUGGAUACCGGAAUAACGUAAUUCUGCGCGACAUUUCGCAGCACUGUUUCCAUAGCGUUGCAUCCUUAAAAGGAAAUUGGAGAGAGACGACUUUCUGCUAAUCAGAAAUAGAAAUUUUCAAUCAUUUGUGAUCAUAUAACUGUAUUUUUCCAUAUUUUUUUACAUAAGCAAGGUGGCUUUGUAUCGGUGGUGUAAGGAAUCAUUCUUUUUUCAUGGAACGGAAGGUAAAGGAUACUGAUUAGCAUUAACAACCAAAGGGCUUUGCAUAGAUCGACGUAGCAAUUACUCCAGUUGCUAUUUAAGUAUGCACCUUAAGACAUUGUCAUUAUUCGCUAUACACAUGCUUACAGAAAUUUUAAUACAUUGUUAACUCGUGAAUAUCUGCUUCUCUAUCUAAUGUAGGGAUAAUCGUAAAUAUACAUCAAAUGUAUGUAAAAAAAAAAAAA